UGGCAUCGUACUUGCAUCCAGAGACCGAAGCUCUUUCAGCUCGCAUUUGCUCUUCAAGCUUUAUUGCAAUGGCGAUGCACAAAGCAACAGCGCAGCUGACUUGCAGCAGACUAACCUUAUUCACGCUAGUUGCGGUUUUCAUCCAAAUCGUCGGCCUCUCGCUCUUCGUCUACGGUUUCUUCCCCGUCAAACCGGCCCUCUCCGGCGUCAGUGGCCUGGAGAGUUUCUAUCCGCCGGGCUAUGAUGCCGGUAAGAAUGGAAGUGAAAUACAGCCCAAUUUGCCUCCUCAUCAGCUGAAAUCCUUGUAUCAGGAGCUCUCUGGGAUCGCUCCUGCGUUUGACCGACUAAUUCUCAUGGUUAUUGAUGGUCUUCCAGCAGAAUUUGUGCUUGGCAAGGAUGGCCAGCCUCCGCUUAAAGAUCUGAUGGAAGCUAUGCCAUAUACGCAUUCAUUGUUAUCUACUGGAAAGGCAAUUGGCUACCAUGCAAAGGCUGCCCCUCCAACCGUUACAAUGCCUCGGUUAAAGGCGAUGGUUUCUGGCGCAAUAGGGGGAUUUUUGGAUGUGGCUUUCAAUUUUAACACUCAGGCUCUGUUAGAUGACAAUCUUCUUGGCCAGUUUUUCAAAAUUGGUUGGAAGAUGGUGAUGCUGGGAGAUGACACUUGGCUUAGACUGUUUCCAGGUUAAAGAUACUGUACAAGUCGACUUCAAUGUUUCUAGGCAUCUGGAAAAGGAGCUUAGCCAAAGUGAUUGGAAUCUUCUGAUUUUAGUUGUUGUCUCCUUGUAGGUUCUUCACUAUCUUGGCCUGGAUCACGUUGGACAUAUUGGAGGGCGUAGCAGGUUCUAGCUUCAUUUCAGAUGAAAGACCUGACCAAUUGAAAGUGUUGCUUGCGUUUAUUGAACAUCUUAUGUCUUAAAAAAUGGAUGAAGUGGUGGAGAUGAUUCAUUCACAUGCCAUACAACCUCAAGGAGAUGAUCAUGAACGGACACUUUUGGUGGUGGUUAGUGACCAUGGUAUGACUGAAAGUGGGAAUCAUGGAGGUUCUUCAUACGAAGAAACUGAUUCCUUAGUGCUUUUCAUUGGCCUUCAAAAUGAAAUCACCGACCAGGCAUCAGUCAGUUCCAUACAUCAGGUUGAUCUUACUCCAACGCUGGCUCUUCUUUAUAAUCUGCCAAUUCCCAAAAACAAUGUUGGAAUCCUUAUUGCUGAAACAUUUGAUUCUCUUCCAGAAGACAAAAGGCUGAGAGCUCUGCAGUUGAAUUCGUGGCAACUGCUGAGAUUAGUUCAGGCACAAUUACCAGCAUUCUCGUAUGGAGGCUCACGAGACGUUGGCUUGUCUGAUCAUGUUCAGUCAACAAACGGAGAAUGCAGUGGUAGUAUUGAGAGGACUCUUUGUUGCUUAUACACGAAAGCUGAAACUCUUAGUCAUUCCUGGGAAUCUAUGAGUGGCUCCAGGUCUGAGGCAAGGAAUGAUUACAAGGUUGCUGUUGCUGCAUAUUGGGAUUUCUUGAAUACUGCAAGUGAAUGGUUAUCACGCAGAGUAACCGAUAAACCCGUCAGCUUGCUUGCUUUUGGGAUCGCUGCGAUGGCUUUAUCAUGUCUAAUCUUUUUAGCCAUCCUAAUUUGCUUGCAAAGAGAAGUCUCGCCUUCCAUCCAGCAUGUGCGCAAGUGGUGUUUACAAGAGAUCUUUGUUCUUAGUGUUGUAUUCAUCCUUAUGAUGAGUAUGGGUUCAAGUUCCUUGGUAGAGGAAGAACAAUAUAUUUGGCAUUUUGUUACAAUGACAUCAUGCCUGUUACUACUCCGACAACUAUUAGGAUCUCUUCAUGUUGGAAGUUUUCAAAGUUCGCUUACAUUGCAGAAACAGAACCAAAGAAUUAGAUUUCAACUUUGCUCCAUGAUAUUGCUUCUUUUAUCUGGGAGAAUAUUGGGAGGCUGGCAUCAAGGUGGAGUUAACUGGACUCAUCUUCCAGACAUUUCUAAGUGGCUUGAAAAAUCAAGAAGUGGAAGUAUAAGGUCUAUUCAGCUAGCCACGGGCCUUCUUGUGAUCAGUUUGGGCUUAUUUGCUUUAUAUUUACCGAGGCCAAGAGGAAAAGCCAUUCUUCUUGCUGCAUUUUCCUUUAUAUCAUCUGGGUUCUUUGUUCUAAGGUAUGUCAUGAAACAUGGGGAGGAAAAUGCUUUUGCAUUUUCCAAUUAUGGUUCUAAUACAUCGGCCCAGAUAAUAUAUGCAAUUUUGGGUAUUUCUGCAACGACCAGCUUUUUGGUCACACCAUGGCUGAUGCCUGCUGGGAGUUCUCAUGAUCAUUCAAGACAUCAUUUAAACUCAAAGCAGUCAAUUCCUAUUGGCAUUCAACAUGAGGAUCUGUUGUUGGCACUUAAAGAUUCUUCUUAUGUGAUUGGGCUGGCAUAUGUUAUAUGCUGUUGUCUUCUACAGCUGCUGCUUCAACAGGGAAUCAAUGCAAUGCCCAUCCUCUUGCUUAUGGUACAAAUUUUGGGUAGCAUGCUUUGUUAUUCUCAGAGUGGACAAUACCAUACGGAAUUGGUUGAGGUUGCAUCACUGUACUACUUGGGAAUGGCCGGCCAUUUUGCUCUAGGGAACAGCAAUACUCUAGCCACUAUCGAUGUUGCUGGAGCCUUCAUCGGAAUCUCAAGUCACUCCAUAUUCCUUUCUGGUAUCUUGAUGUUCAUAAUCACCUACGCUUCUCCGCUGCUAUUUCUUCUGAGUUUGGUCAUGUUCAACUCUGUCAAAACCACACACUAUCUUGCAAAUGAUGCACAUACGGUUAACUCGGGCCAGCUUCUCAAGACCAUGCUUGGGUUUCCUUGCCUAGUUCCGUUGUGCUUAAACUCAAUCCUCUUGACAUCAUACACCGUCGUGUUGGUCUUGAUGAGGAACCAUUUGUUUGUGUGGUCCGUCUUCUCUCCCAAAUACUUGUACGUUUUCGCGACGACGGUCUGCAUUUAUGUCGGGGUCCUUGUGGUGGCUGUGACAGAGACUUACGCGUUGCUGGUGCUAGCCUUCAGGAGAAAGCAAUGUCUGACUGGUCAUGGAGUUGAAUCGACUGGUGAAGAAGAUGCUUUGACGACCUAUAACUUCUAGGAGAGGUGGAGACCAACACUUUUAGAGAAAAUGGUCGACCCUUACAAAGCAGUGUGCAUUUUUAGAUGAUGUUGUCCCGCAUCUCAGACUAGGCAAAGCAAAUUGAUAAACUUAGGCAUUAGUGAAUAUUUAAGCAAGUGUGAUGAGGACUUGGUUUGCUGUUUGUGCUUUAGAAAGUUCUCUAUUGAAGCUUCAAGUUGAGAUCAAGACGCAAGGUGAGAGGGGGCAAAUUUUGACCAAGUCCAAAAACAGUCUUUCGGUAUCAACUUUGGGAAGAUGCACAAGCUUAGUGGGGAUUGUUCGAAGGUGACCAAAGCCUUGGCAUUAAAGUACGAAUGUUGAAGCAUGAUGACCAAGCAUGGAUGGAAGGGAAACAAGUCUUCUGGUGGUUCAACGAAGGGUCUCAAGUUGCUAUCGAUACACAAUCAAAACUUGAGCAAAGGCAUAAUUUGUCCAAGUAUUGAACACGGGUUGAGCUAGGAACUUCAGGGCCUUAUUCGAAGAGUUUGGGAGCUUGUCAAUGGAAGCCGAGAGUUGAGAAUGAAAGUAGGACUCUUGUUAAACAACAUCAAGGAGUUGGGUGACUGAAUUGAAGCUUCCAAGACGUCGAACCAUGGACUCAAAGUAGCUAUGGAAGACUAUUUCUUUACUUGCGCCGGAAGUAACUUUCUUGUGUAAUAAGCUAUUAGUUGCGGCCAAUUCCUUUCCUUUUUCUAUUUUGGAUUCUUGUUUCCUU
Linum tenue is the source of this 3830-nucleotide messenger RNA. The record is from the annotation of a GenBank genome assembly. Lineage: Eukaryota; Viridiplantae; Streptophyta; Magnoliopsida; Malpighiales; Linaceae.